CCGUGCGGACGCUCGUUCCUGCGCGGCAUGCAGCCCUCCUUCUCCAAUCAGUUCAGCACCAUGAGGUUUUCCUACCACCUGAACACCUCCCCGCCUCCUCCUGCACCCCCACACAUUAGCGCCCCCCACAGGACAGGUCCCUCCUCCUCCUCCAGCCCCAGUUUGCUGGCUAAAGGUCUCUCUCUGGAGACGUCCUGCGGUCCGUGCGGCCACCAGGGGGCGCUGGAUGCCGAUGCUCCCCAGCAGCUGAGCUCCGACCCGGGGCCCAGCUCCUUCUCCUCAGACCCCGCCUCGCUGGAAGUAGGGGCGGGGCUAACAGAGCGCCGCAGCUCCGCUAACGGGCUCCUGUUGGUCAACGACACGGGGCCGCCGGAGCUACCGGCUACCACAAUAACACCAACGAGCAAGAGCAGGCCGCCACUACCCGGACCCAAACCUCAGGUCCCCCCGAAGCCCCCCCACCUGCAGCAGCAAGCGGGGGUGUCGAGGCCCCGCCCACGUGUCCCAGAUAAGCCCCUCCCUCCUCCCCCGCCCUGCAGACCCCUCCCUGCAGACCCUCGGGGUGGCCGGUCUCCACCCAGUCGCAGUGAUGGCACUGCCUCCCCCACAUGCGUCCUGUCACUCAUCGAGAAGUUUGAACGCGAGCAGAUCAUCGUGGUUCCUGACAUCACCGGGGGGGCACUGUGCCCCCGCCUGCCGGACACAACCUCCUCCUCCUCCUCCUCACGCCCUUCAUCACCACCGUCCUCCUCAGCUGCGCCCCCCCCUCCUGAAGAGGAUCCUCCCUCUGAUGUCAAAGGUCACGAUGACAUCACACUGGGGGGUGAGGCAGGAGAGGAAGAGGAAGAGGGAGACCUGCAUGAUGAAGACGACGACGACGAUGAGGAGCUGGCGGCGGCGUGUCGUGACGACGUCCAUCAGAAGCGUCUCUCCAUGGAGUCGGGUUACAGCGCAUCGGAGAAACACCUGGAGGACGACGUGGUUGCCGUGGAGAUGAGGGAACAACAGCCGGCGCAGCUCGACCAAUCAGAGAUCCCCUCCGAGCGUUUGUCCCUCCCCUCCUCGCAGACGGAGGGAAAGCUGGCAAAUCGGGACAGCGGCAUCGACAGCAUCAGCUCGCCGUCGCACAGCGAGGAGCUCUGCUUCGCCGGCGUGGACGACGGGGGCGCGGUCUACCCGUGUAGCCCCGCCCUCCUCCCCCGCCUCUCCAGCUCCUCCUCGUACGCCGGGGAGGGAGGCGACGGGGAGGAGGGGGAGGCGAGGGGCGGCGCCAGGAGGAGGAGGGACUUUUCCGAGGAGGGAGACAGCGACCUGGAAGAGGAGGAGGAGGCCGAGCUGACCCUGGUGCUGCCACCCCCCAAAACAGACAGACAGGACUCUGUGGAGCUGUCUGUGCAGCAGAGGGUCUUCAACAUCGCCAACGAGCUGCUGCACACAGAGAUCGGCUACGUCUCCAAACUCCACCUCCUGGACCAGGUGUUCUGUGCUCGGCUCCUGGAGGAGGCGCGCUCUCGCUCCUCCUUCCCCUGCGACGUGGUUCAGGGAAUCUUCUCCAACAUCUGCUCCAUCUACUGCUUCCACCAGCAGUUCCUCCUGCCGGCACUGCAGAAACGCAUGGAGGAGUGGGAAUCAAACCCUCGUAUCGGGGACAUCCUGCAGAAGCUGGCUCCCUUCCUGAAGAUGUACGGAGAGUACGUGAAGAACUUCGACCGGGCCAUGGAGCUGGUGAACAUCUGGAUGGAGAGAUCCGCGCAGUUCAAGACCAUCGUGCAGGAGAUCCAGAGGGAGGAGCGCUGUGGGAACCUGACACUGCAGCAUCACAUGUUGGAGCCGGUCCAGAGGAUCCCUCGCUACGAGCUGCUGCUGAAAGACUAUCUGCACCGACUGCCGGAGGACGCCCCGGACCACAGGGAUGCCCAGAAGUCUCUGGAGCUGAUCGCCACCGCAGCAGAACACUCCAACGCCGCCAUCAGGAAGAUGGAGCGGAUGAGGAAGCUGCUGAAGGUGUACGAGCUGCUGGGAGGAGAAGAAGACAUCGUUAACCCAACUAACGAGCUCAUUAAAGAAGGACACAUCCUCAAACUGUCCAACAAGAACGGCACCACCCAGGACCGAUACCUCAUCCUGUUUAACGACAGGUUGCUGUACUGCGUCCCGAAGCUUCGUCUGAUUGGUCAGAAGUACGGCGUCCGUGCUCGCAUCGAUGUGGACGGGAUGGAGCUGAAGGAGACCAGCAGUGCUGCGGUUCCCCGGACGUUCCUGGUUUCUGGAAAACAGAGAUCCCUGGAGCUGCAGGCCAGGACGGAGGAGGAGAAGAAAGACUGGAUUCAGGCCAUCCAGGCGACCAUCCAGAGACACGAGCAGACGAUGGAGAGCUUCAGACAUCUCAACUGCUCUCUGCGAGACGACGAGUCCACGCCGCCUCACUCCCCGAGCUGCGUGGAGCUGGGGAAACGAGCUCCGACCCCGAUCAGAGAGAAGGAGGUGACUCUGUGUAUGAAAUGUCAGGAGCCGUUCAACUCCAUCACCAAGAGACGGCACCACUGCAAAGCCUGCGGACACGUGGUUUGUGGGAAAUGCUCAGAGUUUCGUGCUCGCCUUUCGUACGACAACAACCGCACCAACCGCGUGUGUAUCGACUGCUACGCCAUGCUGGUGGGUGCGUCGCCGUCGCCCGCCACGCUGAGCAGCAGCAGCCAGAGGAGGCGCUCCAUCCUGGAGAAACAGGCCUCCCUGGCAGCGGAGCACAGUGUGAUUUGUAGUUUUUUGCACCACAUGGAGAAAGGCAGUGGGCGGGGCUGGCAGAAGGCCUGGUUCGUCGUCCCCGAGAACGAGCCGCUGGUGCUCUACAUCUACGGAGCUCCACAGGACGUGAAGGCACAGCGCAGCGUGCCUCUGAUUGGCUUCGAGGUCUCCCUCCCCGAGUCAUGUGACCGCCUCGAGCGACGCCACGCCUUCAAGAUCUCCCAGAGCCACCUGACCCUGUACUUCAGCGCCGACUGCGAGGAGCUGCAGCGACGGUGGAUCGACGUCCUACUGCGCGCCGGGAGGGGGGAGGAGCCUCAGUUGCAUCGACCAAUCGUGGAGAGCGUGGAGGAGGAGGGGGAGGAGCUAGCGACCGUAGCGGAGGACGAGAACACGUGAUUCUAUUGGACGAGGAUAAAAAAAAAUGGCGAUGAUGAAGAUUGGUCCCUGUUGGAAAACCAUUACAAAACCAGUAGCCGAUAUUUACACACACACACACACACACACUGCAUGAUGACGUCUCUUCUUCUUAACAUUUUUGUGACGCAGUGAUGUGGGCGGAGCCUCUUCUCCCGCAGGAAUCAUGGGAAGCACUGUGUUCUUCAUCCCCUCAGUUUGGUCUCAAAAACUACAGUACCCAUAAGCCUCAGCGGUGUUCAGGCUUUAAAAAAGAACUCUCUGAUUUGACGGAUUUCCUGGAACGUGAAGCACAUUCAUCAGCUGCUUCACAAAAAAAUUUAACUUAUGGUUUCAAUUAAUCUGGUGUUCAGAGGAUCAACUGGUGGAAUUUGGUAGUUAAAUGACUUUGUAACAGAGCUCACAACUCGUAGAGGGUUUUAGUGCAACAGUAUUAACUUAUCUCAACCAUUUUCAGUUCUCUGCACAGACCAGUAAAAAGUUAUCUUCUAUUAAGAGACUUACAUACAGAAGCUCGGAAACACAAAGCAACGUUAAGGGAUUCAGCUUGGACAAACUGGGUUGAAUUCACAAAAACUGGAUUGCAGCUGCUUUUAGUUUCAUGAAUCGUGCAGCAUUAGCGACGUCUAUUUGCACCAUCCCAAAGUCCGAUUCACUAAAGAUACUGCCCUAAUGAUAUUACAAUUAACACCCAUUAAGGUUUGCAGCUAAAUGGCAUCUUAUUGUGGUCAUAUAUGUUGAAGCUAUGGUUGUCUUUGCACUAAUCACAUUGUAAAGGAAGAGAGAAAAGGAGGUACGGUAUUUAAAGGAGACAGAAAAACCUGAUUCUAGAUUGUCUUUCCUUGUCAGUCGGUUUAAAUGUGCUUCAGGUGAAAUGAACUCUCUGAAGACACUUCACUGUAACUGCGUGUGGCUUUUACCGCUAAACAUGGUGAAUUGGACAGUUUUUGCAUGAUGCUAAAUUUAAUGCCAAAUCCUUGCAAAUAAUCAGAUUUGAAUACGUGCAAACACGACAGGAGAACGGAGAGGCACGUUUCUUGGAAGUGCGAUUAGGAAUGCAUUGAACCUUUUGUAGGCGCUUUGUUUCUUAUUUUUGUAUUCAUGCAGAUUUAGGGUUUUGGCUGCAGAGGCUGUGCAAUCCUUUUGUGAAUUCCCCCCUGAGUGCAGUCCAGCUCAGUGUCCCUGUGAUUCACACCCAUUUUGAACAAUUCUGCACUUCCAGUUUUACAUCCAACGCCAGCGAUGUAACUACAACCACCGUCUGGUGCAUGUUGGCUCACAGAUUUAGUAAAAAAGUGUUAAAAAUUGGUGUUGGAAGUAAAUCUGUUGUUUUGCAGAAUCUUCCACUAUCAGUGUUCAGACUGUUUCUGAUAUGAAACGGAAACCUUCAUUAAUCUGACAACAAGUGGAAACGGAUUAAACAAGCACAUGAAAAAGCAUUUCAGAGUGAAAAUGGACAACAGAUAAAGAAUCCCAGCAGAGGGUUUAGGAAUGGCUCUUCUACCGGACUCGAUCAGCCAUGAAGAAGAGAUUAAAGAAGAGAUUUGUUCCCUGUUUUUAAAAGAUAAUCCCUGAGACGUGUCAGCAGGAAGUUGAUAUAGACUGUCAAAAGGAGGAAACGCUGUGAGAUUUUUAAAAAAACAAAAGAAGAAACAGACUGAUGUGUCCUCUUUAAAUGCACUUGAAAGACUUUUGAAUUUUUAACCCCCAAAUUUCCCCCUGAAACUUCAUCGCUACUGUCUGACAAAUCCCAACCUGCCUAAUGGAAUCACCUGUCGAGGGGGCAACUACAUUUCCCAGCAGCCUCGGCUCCAAGUGGUGGACUCAUUUUACCUGACGCCUCUCUGCCUUCUGCUGGGGAGGUUCGGUACUGCAGAUUUUUUAUAAAUCACUGAGGCGGUUCAUCGGGGUCCUAAAGAAACCUCUGUUUUCAGAUCACCAAAAAAAAGCAGAUUAAGACUCCAAAAAUGUAAAUAUGGUGACUUCAUUUGUUUAGUUUGUCAUUAUUUGAAGCAUACCUUUGGAGACUGUGAACCACUAUUUUCAUUGUUAAUCAUUUUGCUGAUUAUUUUCACACUUAAUUUGGAUUGUUUGGUCUAUAAGAUGUCAGAAAAGUAAACAAAAAAAGUCCAAAAUGUUUUUUUAAAUGCUUUAGUUUUUCAGUCCAAAGAUAUUCACCCAAUAUUAAAUAAAAUAUAUGAGCUUAUAACCACCAUUAAGAGAAUCUAAACACAUCUAGACGUCACUUUGGACUCCCAGAGAUUUUUUAUUUUAUUGACCAGACAGUUGAUUGGUUAAUUGAGAAGAUAAUUAGUUAGAGAAUGAAAAUGAUCGUUAGCUACAGCACUGAUUGCAGUAAGAACCGAGGCCUCUAAAGGACACUGAUGAGCGCAGCCUAAGAUGAUGAUGGU
This is a messenger RNA of Eleginops maclovinus (Patagonian blennie), 5573 nucleotides long. It is a transcript of the gene fgd1, whose product is annotated as FYVE, RhoGEF and PH domain containing 1. The transcript has 18 exons. Gene Ontology annotation, cellular component: cytoplasm. NCBI's taxonomy places the organism in Eukaryota, Metazoa, Chordata, Actinopteri, Perciformes, Eleginopidae. The coding region runs from base 28 to 3144 and encodes 1038 amino acids. Gene Ontology annotation, biological process: cytoskeleton organization; filopodium assembly. The record is from RefSeq and is a predicted model, not a curated record. Gene Ontology annotation, molecular function: guanyl-nucleotide exchange factor activity; metal ion binding.